This is a messenger RNA of Phasianus colchicus (ring-necked pheasant), 7534 nucleotides long. Lineage: Eukaryota; Metazoa; Chordata; Aves; Galliformes; Phasianidae. The record is from RefSeq and is a predicted model, not a curated record.
UCGGCUGUGUUGAGAGCAGUGAGGUUUGUGUGCGCUGACAGCCCUGACCCCCCCCCACCCCACGUGUCCAAAUCUGCCCUGGGGGGAGCUGAGCGCUCCUCACCUUUAAACAAAUCCUUUGUGCUGCGGUUGUUUGGGGCUGAAGGGCUGAAACGUUCCCCCCCCCCCUUUGGUCAGAAGGGUGCACAGCUGGAGUUGGUGGCACCUUCCAGGCAACGCCGUGCUGCUUCCAGAGCUGUUUGUUGACAAAGAGCCGCUGUUUCAUGUGAUGUGGGGACAAUGAGGGACAAUGGAGCAGAAAUCUGCUGAGCGAGGCGCUGCUGGGGGGGCUGGGGGUCCUCAUGGGUUCUUAUUGGAGUCACAGAGGGGGGUGGUGGGUGAUGGGCUGAGCGCCUUUUGCUGCGAGGUGUGCGUGGAUUCUGUGUGUGCAGCACGAGCGGGGGGUUGGUAUUAAAGGAGAGCAGGAGCUGUGAGUGCCCAGCCCAGCACAGCCCGUCCUGAACGCAUGGACAACAAAGAGAAAAUAAUCCAACAAAGCAAACAAAAGGGGUGAGCUUCGCCCAGACUGACUCUGAAUUUUCAGUGGCGUUGGUUGAAUCUGGAGCAGAUCGUGAUCUGGAUUUCAUGUGGGGUUUCCUGUGCUUCCCAGAGCACAGCGGGUGAGAGGGGAGACGGGGGGAGGACAGAAGGGGAGCAGCUUUGAGCUCCUCCAGCCUCUGCUUCCCAUCGCUUCCUGCACCUGUUCUGACCUCACACACCUGCCUGGGGUGCACACAACUCAGGCACUCAGAUCCCCCCUCUCUCCCAGUGCUGUUUUCAGAGCAGAGCAGCUGUUUGUGCCACAGCACAGACCCAGGAGCAGUGCUGGGUACCAGGCCUGGGGCUGGGAGUGUGAGCAGCGCUGCCCUGCGAUGCGCUGAGCCACGUCGUCAGCCCGGAGUAAUUACAGCUGUUUUAUUUCCAUGCUGUGAGCAAUACGUGUAAGUCUCCACUACAUCCUCAAACAAAAGCAAAACAAAACACACACACACAAAAAAAAAACCAGCAGCAGCCGUCCCGGCUUCCUGCAGGAGCCUUCGAAACCUCCAAUUAACUGCAGCUGAAUUGGGCUGCGGAGCAUUUAUGGGGCAGUUUGUGCUGUGGAAAAAGAAAAGCUGUGGGAGGGAGUGGGAGCCGUGCAGAUUCCAUCCUUGGGACGGAUGCAUCCUCAGCUGGGAUUUAGGAUGCUGACUUUGGGAGGACUCUGACCAGGCUGGCGCAGCUCCUGGGGCUCGCUUGACUUCAGGGCUGCCCUGGGACGAGGUAAGCUGUGAGCAGGAUGGGGAGCUCAAAAUGCUCUGGAAUCGAAUUGCCUCUUAGUAACGAGUGCUGUCUGCAUUCAGGGUUAUGUCAGUUUCCCUAAUCCCAUCUGGAGUGCAGGGCUCCCAUCUCCACGUGCUUCCCGUGUUUCCGUUUUGGGGCUCUUUGUUUGCUGUGCUCCAGUCUGGGCUUUGUGGCAGUGCUGGGGCUGUGUGAGCAGAGCACAGCAGGAGCAGGGUGUGUAACUGGGCAUCCCACAGCAUCUGCUUGCUGGGAGAGAAGGAAUGGAGCAGAACCCAUCGUGUCUGACAAGUGGCAAAAGAGAAGAGAAAGCCCUGCUGAGGUGAAGGCAGUGUGGGGCUCGUGGGUCAGAGCAGCUUUCCUACAGCAGGGAGGUGGAGGGGGGCAGUGGGGAGGGCAGUCAGUGCUCAAAGUUGGGGUGGGGGUCUGGAAGCUGAGCGUUUCCCUGCUCUCCUAUUUGUCAUCCCCAUUGUGUUGCCUCGUGCUGUGCUUUGCUGUAAGCCCACACUCCUGAAAGCAGCAGAGAAGUAACCAAAGUUCCUACAGGAUCCAUCUGCAGAUGAGUGGUUGGGCAGUGGAGAUAAGGAGUGGUGAAUGUAACCUGGUGGCUCCACCUGUGGCACUCAUUGAGCAGCUGAGCUGCAAACAGCCGGGGGGGUUUGGGAGGGGGUUGGGGGCUGCAGGAGGGUCGGGUGCAGCUCAGCUGCCCGGUGCUCCCUUCUGUGCUAUGGGGCAGGUGGUGUUUGGGGAGCAGUGUUGGGAAACGAGCUGCCUUCUCUUUAUCAGCACGGAAACCAACCUGGGCUGCUUUUCAUUUGCAUCCUUUUGUUCGGUGGGGUUGGGGCGGGUUUCGGCCUCCCGGUGCUUUGUGCCCCGCCGUAAUUAGGGAGAGCUUUACGAGCCAUGGAUUAAAUGAGCAGCUGUUCGACCUCGCAGUGUCACCUGCAGGAGCUGCCUGUGUCGCAAGUGUGGGCUGUUUGUUCCCAGCUGGGAUCAUUGGGCAAGAGAAGAGGGGGAGAACCACAGGGUCAUUAAGGUCAGGGGAAAAAAGCCCUCAGACCCCCAUGGCCAACCCUGGUCUGUCCCACUGUGCCCACUUACCCAAGUGCUGGAACAUCUGUGGGCACAGUGAUUUUCCCCCCGUGCUGCUGCUGGCUGCUCUUAGGAUGCUCAGCCUGACCUCCCAGCCCCGUGCCACUGUUGGGUUUGGCCGUGCUGUGCCUCCCAGCCUGCCCAACAGGCACAGGGCUGGCCUGCGUGUCGCCAUGCCUUGUGCUGGUUUAGAUACCAGUCUUAAUUGGGGCCCAGGCUCUGCUGCCUAAUUACUGUUUUCACUGCUGGAUCGCCUUGCCUGGGAUUGCGCUUGAGUCACUGCAUUGGGAAAGCUGAUGCGACGCGCAGCAGAGCCGGUCCCACCUGGGCCAUCCCACACCCAUUGCAGGUGGGGUGAGGAUGUGUCCGUGAGGAUCUGCGCCCAUAGCAUCACCAUCAUCAUCAUCAUCAUCAUUGGCAGUCAGAGCCGGAUGUGAGCCCAGCACAGCAACUGGAGGCCGUGGAAAGAGGCAGCACCGCUUUGAAUCAGAUCUGAUGGGUGAUGAAAAACCCUAUGGCCCAAACGCUGGGGGCUUUUGAUGGAGCUAAAAAAGAAAAAGCAGCACAAAAAUACUGGGUUAAAUAAAAAACGCAAAAUAAUGGGUGCUCAGGACUGCGUUUGGUGGCAGCACGGGGCGGUCCUUGUGGUUCCCAUUGGGUUCCCUGUGUGGUUUGUGUGAGGCACUGUGUGCCCUCUGCAGGGGGAGAGCUGUGCCCUUAUGGGCUGCUGCAUCUCAGUGUGCCCUACAAUCCCACUGCUCCUUCUGACUUUGUUACGGAUGCAGCCCGUGGUUGGGCUGCAGGAAGGGAGCUCCUCACCCCAUCCCUCCACGCAGAGCUGCUCCGAGGCAGAUGAAGCAGCGGUGUGAUGGUGUACGUUGGGCACAUCACACACAGAGCUAUUUUUAGGGAUAUUAAGCCCAUAAUCAGCCUGGCCGGUCAGGAGCCGAUUCUCUUCUCCUCUCCCUGCUUAGUCACACCAGGGUCAGUGGUGCCACAGAGGUGCACACAGCAGCAGCGGGGCUCCGUGGCAUCCAUGCACAGCCCUCACUGUAAGGCUGCAGGAAACCCCUAUGUGCACAGGCAGCUGCUGCUCUGCACCCUGUGGGGACGUUCCCUGCUCCCACCGUGGCUCUGUGCAUCUCUGCUGGGAGCAGAGCUGAGCCCAAAUACCCAAAGCACACUGGGGUGCAGCACAGCCAAGGCUGAAUCCACGUUGAUGUUUCUGAUUCUUCCAUUUCAGAGCAGCAAAAGAUUCUUUCUGAGCUGGGGAGGUGGAUUUGUGACACAUCUCCGUGCGGGCUGGGUGGGGAUGUAAGAGGCAAAGCAUGCAGCUGUUCUUGUAAUCCCUAAUUUAUAAUGGCAAUUGUUGGCCCUCCACCUUUCCUUGCUUAAAAACAAAUUCCAGAAUGCGUUAUUUACCCUCUAAUGAUCGCAGCCCACUUUUUGAUUACUCAAUUUCCCGUGGCUGGAAGCAGUUGUGCAGGGUUGGGACAGGGGGGUGCUGAGCAUCUCCCCAUUCACCCUUCCCCCAUUGACCCACAGAGGGUCUGCGUUGGGUGCAGUGUUCCAUCCAGUCAUGGUCCCUCCUGAGAGUCUGAUAACUCAUGCACAGAGUUUCCCUUGAGCACAUUGGUUGGGCUGUCCCAGCAGCUCCCUCCCUGCAGUGCAGCAGGUUUUGUUUCCACGAGGAAAAUGUAUGGCCAACCUGCUGUUGUUCUUCUUCUUACAGAUGUUCUCAAACAAUGAUGAAGCUGUGAUCAACAAGAAGCUUCCCAAAGAGCUGCUGCUGCGAAUUUUCUCUUUCCUGGACGUGGUCACCCUGUGUCGCUGUGCUCAGGUCUCCCGGGCAUGGAAUGUUCUGGCCCUGGAUGGCAGUAACUGGCAGCGAAUUGACCUGUUUGAUUUCCAGAGGGAUAUUGAGGGCCGAGUGGUGGAGAACAUCUCGAAGAGGUGUGGGGGGUUCCUGAGGAAGCUGAGCCUGCGUGGCUGCCAGGGAGUUGGGGACAACGCACUGAGGACGUUUGCACAGAACUGCAGGAACAUCGAAGUGCUGAACCUGAACGGCUGCACCAAAAUCACAGAUGCCACGUGCACCAGCCUCAGUAAGUUCUGCUCCAAGCUCCGGCACCUCGACCUGGCAUCCUGCACCUCCAUCACCAACCUGUCCCUGAAGGCUCUCAGCGAGGGCUGCCCGCUGCUGGAGCAGCUCAACAUCUCCUGGUGUGACCAAGUGACCAAGGAUGGUGUCCAGGCACUGGUGAGGGGCUGCGGGGGCCUCAAAGCGCUGUCCCUGAAGGGCUGCACACAGCUCGAGGACGAAGCUCUCAAAUACAUCGGUGCAAACUGUCCUGAAUUGGUGACAUUAAACCUCCAGACGUGCUUACAAAUAACAGAUGAUGGUCUCAUUACAAUAUGCAGAGGAUGCCACAAGCUGCAGUCGCUGUGUGCCUCGGGCUGCUGCAACAUUACAGAUGCCAUCCUGAACGCCCUGGGACAGAACUGCCCGAGGCUCAGAAUAUUAGAAGUCGCCAGGUGCUCCCAGCUGACAGAUGUGGGCUUCACGACUCUGGCCAGGAACUGCCACGAGCUUGAAAAAAUGGACCUGGAGGAGUGUGUCCAGAUAACAGACAGCACGCUAAUCCAGCUCUCCAUACACUGUCCACGGCUCCAGGUUCUGAGUUUGUCCCACUGCGAGCUGAUCACGGACGAUGGCAUUCGCCACCUGGGGAACGGCGCCUGCGCCCACGACCGCCUGGAGGUGAUCGAGUUGGACAACUGCCCCCUGAUCACCGACGCUUCCCUGGAGCACCUGAAGAGUUGCCACAGCCUGGAGAGGAUAGAGCUGUACGACUGCCAGCAGAUCACGCGGGCGGGGAUCAAGAGACUCAGGACCCAUUUACCCAACAUUAAAGUCCACGCCUACUUCGCGCCGGUGACACCACCUCCGUCGGUCGGGGGCAGCCGACAGCGUUUCUGCAGAUGUUGCAUCAUCCUAUGACACUGGAAGCAGCCAUCCCUGCAAACUGAGUAUUUAAUUACACCUCUAGAGUGAUGGUGGACAGCUGUACCUUCGAGGAGGGCGAUGCAGUGUCGUUUGCAAGGGGCAGCCAGCGGGCAGCAAUGCCAGCCCCUGUAGCCACCCAUACGCAUCCAUAUUCACACCCCACCUGUUCCAGGAUGAACUCUGCGGUCUGGAGCUGGAGCUCUGUUGGCUUUUCUGUAGGUGGAUUGGUAUCAUUCUGAACCAUUCCUGCUGGGCAUGCUCAGACGAAGUCAUUGCAAUGAGGAGGGGAGAUGUUUGCAAACCCAAAACGACUGUUGCUGCUGUAGAGGUUAGAGAAGUAAUUGCAACCCUUGGAAAUAGGGAGAGAAAGGGACGUGCUUUAUCCCUGCAUCCGUUGUCCAGGUGAAAAAACAAAAAGGCAAAGAAACAAACUGACAGCCCCCAAGCUGUGUGUCCGUUUCUGAGUGAGGGGAUGGAGGAGCAGCAGCGUGUGAGAUGUGAGCCCCCCUGCUGACCCCCUGAGCAUGCUCACAUCGGAGGUUCAGCUGUUGCUUCUGUGUCCCAUAGCAUCCAGUUCAGAGGCUGCGGAGGUGGUUAUGCUGUAGCUUGGGAUCUGUACCAUCAGGCUCUGGUUUUGCCCUUCCCACACCCCACUUUUUGGUUUUUGGUUGUUUUUUUUUUUUCCCUUCUUCUUUUUUCUUCCUGAUUGUUAUUUGGUAACUUUGAGAUUUACCAAAUCAAAAAAAGUUUAGGGAAACCCAUUUAAAUUUUUUUUUUUUUUUUUUUUUUAACUGCUGGCAGCCUGAGCCUGCAAUGAGCUGAUGGAAAAACUGAUUGGAAUUCCAGGUUUUCUCCCAGUGAUGAGAACGUAACUCUUUGCUGUAGGGGACAAGCUAUAGCCUCUGCUCCAGCGCUUCUGCUGCCCUUUCCCUCCAAUCCCUCACCCCCUUCCCGUGAGGAAAAUAAACACAGAACCUUUUUGCUGGUUGUCCUGGUCAAGAGCUGCUGACUCUCUGUGCCCGUGGAGCAGGAGGAGCAGCAGGGCCAGCCGCAGCUCGUCGCCGAUCGCUGUCCUGUUGUGCAGCAGCGCUGGGCAGUUCUGCUGCAUUGCCCACAGGUAAGUGCUGCCCUGGAAGAACCACCUGGAGGCAGAGAGGCUGCACUGUGCCCCUCGCAGCAGUCGGGCUGUGCUGGGAGCAGUGGUGGUUUGGGUGAGGUUGAUGCAGGGGCAGAACGCAGGGGUGCCAUGGGGCAGAGCAUGGCCAGAGCAGAGCAGGUUGGUGGGGAUGAGCUGAGGGGUCCAUCACGGCUCUGUUCCUGCUGCCUGCAUCCCGGGAUGGAAGGGAGAGGGCACAUUUAUGGGAUGGAUCUCACCUGAGAGGAGCGGGUCUGGUAAGCAGCUGAGCUGCCCACAGCCCUGGGAGCGGGGCUUCACCUUCCUGCUGCAGGUUGAUAUGGGAGGGCUGCCUGUGUGGCCCCAGGGGUUGCAGCUUUUGGCUGCGGGUUUGCCCUGAGGACAGAGCCACCCCAAGGGCUGUACAGCAGCUGUCUCCCCUUCCCCUCCAACUCAGAUUCCCCGACCCGUCGGUGCGCAUUUAACGCCUCGCAGAUGCACUGACUGGUGGGAGGAAACCCAACGUAUGCUGUGUUUAAAAGGAUACUGUCAAUUCCUUUCCUAUAGAUGGCUUUUAAUGCAUUCUAUUUAUUCAUAUCCGUGGAUUCUCUCUCCUCGGUGAGCAUGCUCCUAUACUUCACCUGCAGAACUCCUUCCUCCAGUUUUCAGGGUGGCAGAUGAUGGCCGAGGGGUCCCACCAGUGAUGGGUGUUGGUUUGCACAGCUCUGGCAGAGCACUCAGCUCAUGCUGAGGCACAAGAGAGCCAAAACUGAUUUAUGAGCCAGGGUGUGGUUGACGGACUGAUUUCUUUUAACAGGUUUGAGUUUAAGAGAUAACUCAGAGUAUAGAACCCAAAGCUUUGUUUGUUUUCAAACAGGGUAACAGCGUAAGGUAGCUCAAACUACUUGACAGUGUCCUUUUAAGUCAAUUAUCCGUCUCUAAAUGGACUCUUCCUUAUGUUUGUAUUUAUAAAUAAAUACCAAUAAAGACCAUUUUCCAAA